AACUCAAAAUCACCUAUAAUAACGAUAAGCAACACGAUGCAACAAUAAGCAACAUGAUGCAACAAAUGCAACAUGAUGCAACAAAAAACGACAAGAUAACAUGUAAAAGCGUCAACAAAAAGAAACAUGUAUGAUGCAAAAAAAAACAUUUUUUGGGUAUAAAACAUCUAGUGUGCUAUAUGUAAUCUGUGGAGCCUAACAUGUCAAUAGAGGCAAGUCACCAUGUUGCUAUAUGUAAUCUGUGGAGCCUAACAUGUCAAUAGAGCCUAACAUGUCAAUACUCCAACCUUAGUAUGCCUGUUUCAAUUCAGUUAACUAGAGAAAAGACAAAUCUAAGAAUCAUAUAUACAUAACGAUGAGGGUACUGGAAUAUCAUCAUUCAUUAGGUUUUAGAAGACAUCACUCAACAACUUUGAUUCAGUGAGCCUGGUCAAAGAAACUAUUCCUUUUGGAGUUUUGGGUCAUAAGAAUUUCUACGGCAACAUUCAAAUCUCCAUCACCAACUUCUAGAGCAACCUCAAUUUGGGUCUUAUCAAAACCCAUUGCAACCAGUUUCUGAGUGUCUUGAUCUGAUGGGACAUAUGGCCCUAGGGGAUUUGCACUGCUGCAGCUGUAUUCACGGCUUCUGACCUUCAAGAUGAAGGCCUCUGUUGUCCGCCAUGUAUUGAAGCUGACACAUGCUCUAGGCUGUCAAUAUUAUCUAGCAGACUAACCAUUAAAUUUGAAUCAGGACUUCCUAUAGAAGCAGCUCGAUUUACACCAGAUGCAAGGCUCCUCCCGGCUCCAAGGAAACGAUUAUCAUCUUGCAUGGACUGAGUGGGAUGAGAAUUUCCACUCUGUAGCAUCAGUGAAGACCAGUUCAUCCACAUAUUUCCGAAGUGCAGUCCACUUUAAGCUGUAUUCUGACUUAAAUAUGUUGGAAGGUGACCUCAAAACAUUCCCGGUGCACAUCAUAAACUUUGGUCUCCUCACACAAGAUGAAAGACAUGAGGAUGAUUCAAUUGAUGAAAAGCGGGAUGUAUCGGGUAUUAGAAUGUUGAAGAAACCAUUAGUAUAUGCAAAUCCAGACAAAAUACCAGACAGGUGCUCAAGAAACGAGACAUUUGGCAUAAGAAGCUCAAAAACCACUAGCAAGACCAGUGCAUACCAUUUAGUUAGAACAUUAAAGAGUCCAAAUAAGGCGUGCACAAGAGUAAAUGAGAAGGCAAUGAGUCCUGACCCUUUCAAGCUUACUUCCUGAGGCGGCACAGAGAAACAGCUAAAGAACGGAACAUGCUCACACUCACCUUUUGUACUCCCCUAAAAUAUCAAUUUCAAGAAAUAGAUCUAUUCCGUCCGCCUUUCCCAAAAAUCUGCCAUCCUUAUGUUUCACAACUCUGACUUUUUUGUCUAAAAUCUGCCUUAGAUUUGGUAGAGAAGUCGUAAAAAAUUUAUCUGAAUACCUCUAAUUUGAGAAGCAUUGGAAGAAUAUAGUCUUACGGCUUUGCAGCAGAUCGAUCGUCUGGCCACCGGGCUGUCUGGCGGUGUUGGGACGAGCAUUCCAACAUAGCUCCAUCCCUGAGAAGAGAGUUGGAAGUCAUGCUACGAUCUCUACGUUGGCUCUCUCACAAUUCUUCACCCGCGAUGAGAAAGCCGAUAGGUAAUUUCCCUUGUGUAUCAUCUCUCUUCAAGAAGGUUUGACAAAA
Cuscuta europaea is the source of this 1685-nucleotide messenger RNA. The record is from the annotation of a GenBank genome assembly. NCBI's taxonomy places the organism in Eukaryota, Viridiplantae, Streptophyta, Magnoliopsida, Solanales, Convolvulaceae.